AUGUCUUCCAGCUCCGGCGCUACUCACAACACCACUGGUAACACGAACGCUGGAAACGAAGAUUACCUAGACCGCGGCCUCGAUUCUGUGGAGAAGAAGUUCGGAGGCUCCAUGGGUCAGGAUGCCAACAAAAACCGAGGGAUUAAUGAGAAGAUCACCGACGGCGCCCGGGAUAUGUUUGAGAAGACGACAGGGAAGAAUGUACCAACGAAGUUCUCCAACUAA
Molecule: messenger RNA, 225 nt
Organism: Lindgomyces ingoldianus
Lineage: Eukaryota; Fungi; Ascomycota; Dothideomycetes; Pleosporales; Lindgomycetaceae
Exons: 2
Coding region: 1-225 (74 amino acids)
Source: RefSeq, a predicted model, not a curated record